AUGGUCUUGAUCCUAUUUCUGCUGACGUUGAUCAAUUUGAAUUUGAUAGUUUCGACGAAUCCUGCACCACCACCCUUCUUCGAUCUAGCAUUAAAUAUUGAUGGUAUUAGUAAUCAAUUUCGAUUUAUCCAAACAGCCAAAUCGGCUGAGAAUCGACACGUUCCAUCAGUUAUUAUUCUUGAUGAUGAUCAAAAUCCGACGAUCUUCAAUUCACCUCAUCCAUCUUCACUUCAAACGUUUCACGUAGAGUCCGACGGAGCCGCUGUCGGUUUCGCCAGUGUAACUGAUAGUGCUACUUCCAAUCCCAGUCUCCUGUACGCUAUGAUUCAAACAUCAAGCGGUUCUAUUUAUGACAUUGCUCCAUUGAUAGCACCAGAACAAAGCAGAAGUAAACGAUCCUUAACAAAUCCCUAUAUAAUUCGCACCAAAAAUUCCAUUGUUAACCAUGCAUACAUUACAAUUGAAUGGAAUAAUUCUCGUAGACGUCGCAGAGCCGAUGAUACCAACGAAACUGAAGUAACAAUAACGACAGAAUCGGAAACCGAAAAAACUCGGCUGCCGGCAUCUGAGUUCACGGAUGCAUUUACCUUGCCUGCUAUAACAAUGCCUGACACAAUUGAAAACAUAACUAUACCUUCUGCUGAGAACGACACAGAACUGUUCAUCAACAUGACCAUGGAAACGACAACACCACGGCCGAUACCUGAAAAAACUCGUCAUAUCUACUUGGAAAUUAUCGCGGUGAUCGAUAGUUUAAUCACCAACGAUCUCCGAGCUUUACUAAACAAAACAGAACUUGAAACAAUUGAAAUUCUGAAAUUAUAUUACAUUCAUAUAUUCAUGAGUGUGGAACAACUUUAUCGGCAAUCCUUAAUUUACGAAACACUUGAUGUUCAUAUUCGUUUGAACAAGAUCAUCUUCGCUACUGACAAACAUCGUCUUCCAUGGGAAUCGUUCAAAAACAUUUCAUCGCUUACGAACGCCUAUCGAAAAGCACCGAAUGACAUCCAUAUACGACCAAAUAUUAGUAUGGAUCUUUUGAAAUCGUUGCACAAAGCUUACACAACCGAUAAAUUUGAUAAGCGAUUCUUCACGAAUGAAGCUGAUCAUAUCAUGACUUUUACUCGCGUAGAUCUCAUUGAUGGUGCUGGUUCUGCUUAUGUGUUAGGGGCGUGUUUACCUUUAUAUAAAUAUUCGAUUGUUCAAGACGAUCUGAAUUCGUUUUCGGUGAUUAUUACAGUAACACAUGAACUGGGACAUAAUUUAGGUUUGGAUCAUGAUGAAAUCGAAAAUACAUGUAACGAUCCACAAUUUCGAUAUAUCAUGUCGCCGAAAAACAUGAACACAGCGGAUCGUCGUCAAUUACCGAACUUUUCCGAAUGUUCCAUUGCUCAAUUGAAUCGUUUUGCCGAUAAUACAAGUACAACAUGCUGGAAAAAUUCUAUAAUUAGCACAAGAAAUGAUACAAAAUUAGGCAAAUUACGAGAAAUUAUCUCGACAAACCUAGGCCAAAUCGUGAGUGUUCACCAACAAUGUCAAUUACAGUAUGGAUUAAAGGCUAUUCCAUUUAUUUCGGUCACAUACGCUAGUAAAAGCCACUCAUUAUAUGAACCAAAUCUUUGCAAUCAAUUGCGAUGUUUCAAAGAACCAGAAGACAAUUAUAUGUUUUGGCAAGAUGGCGCAUUCGAUGGAACUUCGUGUGGUGAAAAUCAAGUCUGCUAUCAAAAACAAUGUGUAUCAACUAAUCAAACAAUGAACGAAACCGAUUUAGCUCAAUGUCCUUAUGGAGAUUUGUUCGUACCAAUACCAAUGUUGAAUCUAAUGGAUAAAUACACAUCAGGGAAUAUGUUAUGUGCUGACGCGUUAGAUCUCCUUCGAUCACGUGGAUUGAAUGUAACCCAUUUAUGCUACGAUUCGACUUUUCCUUUUCGUCGAUUGUGUUGUGAAGAAUGCAAGAAACAUCUAAUUCCUGAAUGUGGAGAUCAUCAUACUCGAUGUCCUAUGUUUGCAGAAUAUUGUGACAAACAAUAUAUGCGUAUUAAUGGAGUGCCGAUUACAGAACUAUGUCCUUAUACUUGCGGCCAAUGUCCUCAUUUGCCUCCACCACCUAAAUCUACGACGACAACGACGACGACGACAACUCCAGAAACAACCACUUUGAAGAAAGUCUUGACUAAAAAGAAAACUGCUACAACAAGAAAACCGAAAGUGACUACACCAAAACCACGAAAGUAUAUUAAACCUAAAACAUUCGACAAAUAUACAUGCAUCGACUCCGCGGACUGUUCUCAACUCGUUAAAGUUUACUCCAAGCUAAAGAAGAACGUCAAAAACUGGUGUACAGAACACUCCACAAUGCAUCAAGGCAAAUAUUUUCCUGAAGUCUGUCCGAAGUAUUGUUCAUUGUGUAACAUCACAUCAGAAUGUGAAGAAAAGAAACUAUGCCGAAAUAAUGGUACGUGUAUUCAAAAUGAACACGGAACAUAUCAAUGUUUAUGUUCAACAUCGAAAUUGUACUAUGGAACUUUAUGUGAAUACCGACGAACGUGUCUGGAUAAUCCGUGUGCAAAAGGAGAAUAUUGUUUUCAAACGCGAGGUGAAAAUUAUGUGUGUUUAUCAAAAGAAGAUAAAGAACAAAUGCGUAUUAUUUUAAAUGAGAAAAACUAG
This is a messenger RNA of Adineta ricciae, 2667 nucleotides long. Lineage: Eukaryota; Metazoa; Rotifera; Eurotatoria; Adinetida; Adinetidae. The record is from the annotation of a GenBank genome assembly.